AUGGGACUUGAAGUUGUGGGGUAUCGCAAAGCUCGUCGAAUCCGUCUUGGACACAAGAGCCCUUGCUCGUCUACCCAAGUCUACCACGACCACAACAGCAGCGGUACAUACUGUGUCGCGAAAACGGGCCUCGCAUCCGCCUCUCCCAAAACUCCCUACCGCAUCGUCGGCGUAGCGAAAGCACUCAAAGCGCGAGGCCAUGGCGGUACCUGGCAUUCCCCUCCACCGUCCGAACGACCAAACGCUGCAUCUGCAUCCCUUUCAAGUCUACUUGCCACGGAAAAGGCGACGGACAUGACCCUCGAACGCGACCCCAACUCGAGAAGGCACGACUACACUUACUUUAACAAACUCGCCGCUUUCCUCGUUGCCGACUCUACCAAUAUCAGCUAUCAAGGCAUCGGUCGCCUCGGGUUCGAGGCCUCCAAACCCACAGUCGCUCUCCUCAAACACUCAUAG
Molecule: messenger RNA, 459 nt
Organism: Serendipita indica DSM 11827
Lineage: Eukaryota; Fungi; Basidiomycota; Agaricomycetes; Sebacinales; Serendipitaceae
Source: the annotation of a GenBank genome assembly